GUGUGUAUGUGUGUGACACACGAGUUGCGACUCAAAAGGAGUUGGGGAGAAGGGGGGGGGGGGUGGAAAGAAAAAAGCGAGCCAUUUUUUUCCCCCCAAGCCCGCCAUACCAAGUUGCAUCCCCUCCACCCUACUGAUUUGACCAAACGGGGCACAAUUUUCUCCCCACGCCCCCCCCCCCCCCCGCCAAGAGCUGCUUCCUCCGCUUUGCAGCCCACCCAGACUGAAUGAGAAACUUUUCCUCGCCUCAGAGGGCGGUGGGAGGAAUCUUUUGGGGAGGGGGGCUGCCUAGAUCCCGGGGGGCUCUUUGCAAAGUUUCCGCACGCCCCGUGCGCGCUGCGCUCCUUUCCCACCCGGUGCAUGUGAGAUAAUUUCUUCUCCCUCCCGCCUCCCUCCCUUUCUGACCGACCCGACGUUUGUGCAGAAAAGGCAUCAGCCAUGAACAAGCUCUACAUUGGCAACCUCAACGAGAACGUGACUCCGGCCGACCUGGAAAAAGUCUUCAACGACCACAAGAUCUCCUUCAGUGGCCAGUUCUUGGUGAAAUCGGGCUACGCCUUUGUGGACUGCCCAGAUGACCAGUGGGCCAUGAAAGCCAUCGAAACUUUUUCGGGCAAAGUGGAACUGCUUGGAAAACAUCUAGAGAUUGAACAUUCAGUACCUAAAAAGCAAAGGAGCCGCAAGAUUCAGAUACGAAACAUCCCUCCUCAGCUGCGAUGGGAGGUUCUGGAUGGUUUGCUUGCUCAGUAUGGUACUGUGGAAAACUGCGAACAAGUGAAUACCGACAGCGAGACAGCGGUUGUCAACGUCACGUAUGCCAAUCGGGAGCAAACCAGACAAGCCAUCAUGAAACUUAAUGGACACCAGAUGGAAAACCAUGCGCUGAAGGUCUCCUACAUCCCGGAUGAACAGACUGUGCAAGGCGCGGAGAACGGGCGUCGAGGCGGUUUUGGGACCCGGGGUGCCCCAAGGCAGGGCUCCCCUGUGGCUUCGGGGGCGCCUGUGAAACAGCAGCCAGUGGACAUCCCCCUCCGACUUCUCGUCCCCACCCAAUAUGUCGGAGCCAUCAUUGGCAAAGAAGGCGCCACCAUUCGCAACAUAACGAAGCAGACGCAGUCCAAAAUCGAUGUUCACCGGAAGGAAAACGCAGGGGCGGCCGAGAAAGCCAUCAGCAUCCAUUCGACGCCCGAGGGAUGCUCUGCAGCUUGCAAGAUGAUCCUGGAAAUUAUGCAGAAGGAGGCGAAAGACACCAAGACCGCUGAUGAAGUGCCUCUGAAGAUCCUGGCCCAUAACAACUUCGUGGGGCGGCUGAUCGGCAAAGAGGGCCGCAACCUGAAGAAAGUGGAGCAGGACACGGAGACAAAGAUCACCAUCUCUUCUCUGCAGGACUUGACCCUAUACAACCCUGAAAGGACCAUCACUGUGAAAGGAUCCAUUGAGAACUGCUGCAAAGCAGAACAGGAAAUCAUGAAGAAAGUGAGGGAAGCCUACGAGAAUGAUGUGGCGGCCAUGAGCCUGCAGUCACACCUGAUACCUGGCCUCAACCUAGCUGCCGUCGGCCUCUUCCCUGCCUCUUCCAAUGCUGUGCCGCCACCUCCGAGUAGCGUCUCUGGAGCGGCCCCUUAUAGUUCUUUUUUGCCUCCUGAGCAAGAGACGGUACACGUCUUCAUCCCUGCGCAGGCUGUGGGCGCGAUCAUCGGCAAGAAAGGACAACAUAUCAAACAACUCUCCAGAUUUGCAAGUGCCUCAAUCAAGAUUGCACCUCCAGAGACACCAGAUUCAAAAGUACGAAUGGUGAUCAUCACUGGACCACCAGAAGCCCAGUUCAAGGCUCAAGGACGAAUCUAUGGCAAGCUUAAAGAGGAGAACUUUUUCGGGCCCAAAGAAGAAGUGAAGCUAGAGACACACAUCCGAGUCCCGGCCUCGGCUGCAGGGAGAGUCAUUGGCAAAGGAGGCAAAACGGUCAACGAACUGCAGAAUCUGACGGCAGCUGAGGUAGUUGUCCCGCGGGACCAAACCCCGGAUGAGAACGAGCAAGUGAUUGUUAAAAUCAUAGGACAUUUCUAUGCCAGCCAGAUGGCGCAGCGCAAAAUACGUGAUAUCCUCGCUCAGGUGAAACAACAGCAUCAGAAGGGACAGAACAGCCAGGCGCAAGUGCGAAGGAAAUAGGAAAUUGCUUUACCCUGGGUGUGUGAGAAAGAAAAAGAUGGACAAACGGAUGACAAUGACAACGGAUGAAACGAACGCCAAGCAGAAAGAGUGACGCACUGACGCGGAAUCCUAAGAGUGUCUGGGAAUCAGUUUACCGUAGGCGGGUAUUAGUAACUUUCACGUAGACGGGUGACUUAAAUGUCUCAAGAGCCAAAGGCAGAUAUGAUUGGCUCCUCAGGCAUGUGGUAUAUUAAAUAUAUAUUUGAGGGGGCAAAAUUGGAUCAAAUAAUAGGGAAAAAAAUUAAUCAGACCCCAGAAUCUGUGUUCAGUUGAUUAAUGUGUGUGUUUUUAUGAAAUUGUCCAGAGGGGCGGGCAGAAUUCCCACACACAGUUUGCUGUGCAUUAGAUCAAGAGUGGAGUACAGUAAAAUCUUGUCUCCCUUUCCUUCCCCCUCCCAAAAGCAACAAAAUUAUCUUUACUUGGGCAACUACCUGUCCUCCAACCACAACUAAUUGUCAGGAGAUGGAAACUGAGUGGGAAUGGAUCCCUUUUUGAUGCUAACACACCUUAGAUUCCUACCAUUUAGAUAGCCAGGUUCCGUUUGAGUCCCACACUUUGGUGGCUGCAAAAGUCAGUGUGUAGUGGUUGGGGGACCCCAUUCCAGAAUCUCUUUUCAUUCAACUAUAUCUCCAGAGGGCUGGAGCUGGUUUUAAUUGUUUGUCCCCAACUGUGGAGCAGUGGGACGAGAACCUUGCUCGGACUGGAAUUUAUGUGUUAGGAAAAACAGCCCCGAGCAGUCGAUUGAAUGAAUUGCUCUUUCCCUGCAACAUCUGCAUAUUGCUUGGCCAAAGGAUCCUGCUUUGCUGCUGCUGCUGCUGGUUUUCUCUCCAGAUGUGGCACCACAAUUUAAAGCACUGAAAUCACUGCAGUGGCCUCUGCAGCUUGGUUUGUUCCAACGUUUUUGUGGCCACAAGGAAACCCAAAGGCUGCCUCUGGAUCAAAAUGCCUUCAGAUAAAUAUCUCAGAAGUGGAACCAUACUAAUCUUCCACCCUGGUGUAGCUCCCUUGGCGUGUACAUCCUUCUGACACUUUUAUCUUUUUUGAUCCUAGAAUUAUCUGUGCAUAUUAAUGGAUUCCCCCCGCCCUUUACUUCAAAUUGGCCAACAGGUUGGGAAAACAAACAAAUAACACUUCUUUUAUUUUAACAUUGUUUCUUCUGUUUUUCAAACAGUGGCUUGGUUCCGACAUCACAGCAAACCAAUGGUUUGCACUAACCAUAGUUUACAACUGAAAACCAAGUCUGACUUGUUAAGUGUGUCAGCAGAAGGUAGUUUAGAACUGCUGGUCUCCUUUCAGGACUCAUAUUUCUGGAGUGUUGGGGACUGACUGGCGGAACAGUGUCACACACUUUAAUUUGUCAGUUCAUUCAUCAGAUCAAACCAUGGCUUGUUAGCCUACUUUGAAACCAUGGUUUUUGAUUCUGGUUUACCACAAAUUUGCAAAUUAUGGUAUUGUCAGUUUAGACAUUGAGACGGACCUCUGUUCAGUUUCACAGCAUACAAGCUGGUGCGAUGUCUGAAUUAUGUCAGCUUCUUUGAAAAACCUGUAGCAAGGAGUUAAAUUCUGGCCCGCCCCCUUCUGAAACAAUUGUAAAACCAAGCACUUGGGAAAACAUGCCACCGUUUUAAUUCACCGAACCUGUAGAUAAGAAUCCUAACUUAAAUGAGUUGCUAAACAAGUUGCAGACAAAACAGAAAUUUUGACAAUGAAUUCUAGAAAACUGUUAUAUUCGUAAGCUAUCAAGUUACAAGGCAUAGAUUUUUUUAAAAACAAAAGAAAUGUGUUUGCAUUUUUCUUUGAUUUUAAUUUGGUUUUAGGCACGAGACGCACAGAUUAGUUUUUCCCCUCCCUCUCUUAUCUGAUUGUUAUUUUCAAAGUAAAGGUCACAAGGUUUCACAUAAGAACACCAAGCAUAGCUGUGCAAGGCUAUAACAAGGGUUUUUUUUUAAAGAGAAGGGGGAAUGUGUUGUUUGCAAUUCAGACAUCAUGCCUCUUGAUCUUGAGGAUUCAGGAUUUGAUGUGACAAUCCUAUCAAGACUAGGCUGACCAGACGUCCCGCUUUUGGCAGGACAGUCCCGCCUUUAAACAAUUUGUCCCGCGUCCUGCAGGUUCUUCAAAUUG
Molecule: messenger RNA, 4332 nt
Organism: Sphaerodactylus townsendi
Lineage: Eukaryota; Metazoa; Chordata; Lepidosauria; Squamata; Sphaerodactylidae
Gene: IGF2BP1
Product: insulin like growth factor 2 mRNA binding protein 1
Exons: 15
Coding region: 439-2169 (576 amino acids)
Biological process (GO): nervous system development; regulation of gene expression
Cellular component (GO): cytosol; nucleus; cytoplasm
Molecular function (GO): mRNA 3'-UTR binding
Source: RefSeq, a predicted model, not a curated record